AGGUGGACCCUGCGCGGCCGCGUGAUUUUCACUGACACACUCACUAUUACAUUGGACAAUGCUGCGAGUCAGAUGUCUGAGAGGAGGUAGCAGGGGGGCCGAGGCUGCCCAUCUGAUCGGAGCCAUGAUCGGUCGGUCAGUCACUGGCUGGGUGCAGAGGGCUUUUGAGAGCUCUUCCAGUGCAGCAGCUGCACAGACCCGUCAUGCAGUUGAAGAGGAACAUGUUACUGAGCCAGUGCAGCAGGAAUGCCCUGUCUGCAGCCACAAUGAAUGGGACCCUCUUGAGGAGGUGAUUGUGGGCCGAGCUGAAAACGCCCAGGUGCCUCCAUUCACUGUGGAAGUGAAAGCUAACACAUAUGAGAAGUAUUGGGCCUUCUACCAGAAGUAUGGGGGCCAGUCUUUUCCUGCGGACCACUUAAAAAAAGCUGUUGCUGAGAUUGAUGAAAUGUGCAAUAUUCUGCGUCAUGAAGGUGUCACAGUGAGGAGGCCAGAGCCCAUCGACUGGUCUCUGCAGUACAAAACUCCUGACUUUACAUCUACAGGAAUGUAUGCAGCCAUGCCUAGAGACAUCCUUAUGGUUGUGGGAAAUGAGAUUAUUGAGGCUCCGAUGGCCUGGAGGUCUCGUUUCUUUGAGUAUCGAGCUUACAGACCUUUGAUCAAGGAGUACUUCAGAAAAGGUGCCAAAUGGACCACUGCUCCGAAACCCACCAUGGCUGAUGCUCUGUAUGAUCAGGACUACCCCAUACGCACCGUGGAGGACAGACACAAGUUGGCCGCGGAGGGGAAGUUUGUGACCACAGAGUAUGAGCCCUGCUUCGAUGCUGCAGAUUUUAUCCGAGCUGGGAAGGACCUUUUCGUCCAGAGGAGUCAGGUUACAAACUACAUGGGAAUCGAGUGGAUGCGUCGCCAUCUGGGCCCUGACUACAACAUUCACAUCAUCUCCUUCAAGGACCCGAACCCCAUGCACAUCGACGCCACUUUCAACAUCAUUGGGCCGGGCUUGGUGCUGUCAAACCCCGAUCGUCCGUGUCGCCAGAUUGACAUGUUCAAGAAGGCUGGCUGGACUAUUGUGAAACCUCCAACACCUCAGAUUCCUGAAGAUCACCCACUGUGGAUGUCCUCCAAAUGGCUGUCCAUGAACGUCCUCAUGUUGGAUGAGAAACGUGUCAUGGUUGACGCCAAUGAAACCACCAUUCAGAAAAUGUUUGAAAGCCUUGGUAUCAAGACCAUAAAGGUGAACAUUCGUCAUGCCAACUCCUUGGGUGGUGGCUUCCACUGCUGGACAACCGAUGUCCGCCGCCGUGGUACCCUGCAGUCCUACUUCCAUUAGCCUUGCCAGAAAUAGACAGUUUCUAUUGAGCUUUGAAAAUUAAAGCCUCAUUCUGGAGUCGUAAGCCCACCGUAAUGAACUUUUUUUUUUUUUUUUUUUUUUUUUUUGCUGUCUGUCAAUCAACAGCAAACACGUCGGUAAAAGAGAGGCAAAACCUUAUGCAAUUAUCAAAACGUGCAUUUUAUUUGUAGUUGGUCUCAUCUGAUGCAACUCAAAAUUUAACACAGUAUUUUUUCAAAUUUGUGAGGAAAUUAAAAAAGAAACUGAGGCAAAUCAUUACAGGUGGCAUCAAAACCUCUUUUUUUCCGGAUUGUUUCUUUAUGUCCUAAGUGAACAUUUGUGGAUUGUUUUGAUUUGACAUCGCUGUAUAUCACAGUGUCUUUGCAAACAGCUUUGUUCAGAGAUAAAUAGUAUGCUCAAUAGCAACAAAUGAACAUCACUUUUCUUUAAUCCAUAACCUCAAUAUGAACUGCAUUUCUGGCCUGGCUUAUACAUGCUUGUGGCUUACACAUCUGGAAGCCAUAGCUCUGAGGACAAGGUACAAUUUGGUAUGUGAAUGUCAUCUAACUAGGGAACAGGAGGAUAGAGACUACCUCCGCAUGAAAACUCAAAAACCACAGUAUGCUUCUUUUCCAAAAUAUUUUUUUUUUAUUUAAAGGAAUGUAUACAACUGUUAUGUAGGUCAUUGAACAAUUUUAAGUUUUUAUCAUUAGCUUAUUACUGUGAAAAGAUAAAAAAAAUUGAGCACAAAAUUGAGUACAAAAGGUUCUGUUUAUAUUUUUCAUAGUCUUUAUUGGAUUUCCCAACAAUUAGUGUUUUUAUAUAUAUAUACUUCAAAAUAUGUGGUCCAUAUCAGAUAUUGUAUACCUUUUGCCUCUGUUAUUUUCUUCUCUUGCAAAUCUGGGCCAGUUUUAUGCUACUAGUCAUUCUCACCGAACUGCUUUGCUGCUUUUGUGUGCAAACAAUGUCUUAAGAAUGUGUGAAGAUUUCUGGCUUAGGAUUCCUUUGCUGGAGACAGAGUG
Messenger RNA from Salarias fasciatus (jewelled blenny), 2352 nucleotides. RefSeq names its product glycine amidinotransferase (L-arginine:glycine amidinotransferase) (gene gatm). Lineage: Eukaryota; Metazoa; Chordata; Actinopteri; Blenniiformes; Blenniidae. The transcript has 9 exons. The coding region runs from base 59 to 1330 and encodes 423 amino acids. Gene Ontology annotation, biological process: creatine biosynthetic process. Gene Ontology annotation, molecular function: glycine amidinotransferase activity. The record is from RefSeq and is a predicted model, not a curated record. Gene Ontology annotation, cellular component: mitochondrial intermembrane space.